Electrophorus electricus (electric eel) is the source of this 1156-nucleotide messenger RNA. RefSeq names its product transmembrane protein 125b (gene tmem125b). The record is from RefSeq and is a predicted model, not a curated record. NCBI's taxonomy places the organism in Eukaryota, Metazoa, Chordata, Actinopteri, Gymnotiformes, Gymnotidae.
ACUACUUCUCCACAACCAUACGCCUACAGCCCGCUGCCUUCCCGAUGUCCUGAGACCCAUCUGUGUGUGAGAGGGUGUGUGUGAGUGUCUAAGUCCACUGCUAACGGGUGUAUCACAGAGGAAUACGUCCUCUGUGACUGCAGAGCAGCUGGAGAGGUGAGGAGGAUCGACGGAGUGCGUCACAGGCACUGGCCUGUCCGCUCUUCCCAUGAUGCUCCACCGAGAAUGUCAGAAAUGAUGAAACAUGACAGGCAGUGACAGAAACACCACUAGAGAAAUACAUGACCCAGAAGGAAAGAAUGGUAUGUGCUGCUAACUCAAGACCCAAACUUCACCUGCAAGGAUGCAGCUUCAUAUCCUGGAAUAUCUAAAGCAACACGAGCUGCAUGAGCCGGCGUGACAUGUCCGAGCUGGAGACCCUCCCACCGCGGGUCCACCGGCCGGACCUCCACCCGCGAGUGGAUCCCGCACUUCUGCUGCGGCAGGACGUGGACCAGCAGGUGGAGCUGUGGUGGUUCGGCGAGCCAUGCGUCUCGCUGCUGUGCUACAGCUCCUCGGUGGCUCUGGUGCUGGCCCUGGGCUUGGCCGGCGUGGCACUCCUGUGGUGGGCAGGCUCGGCGACUGGGGUUUCGGCGGCGUGGCGACUGGCCGUGGGCUCCACACUGUGCCUCCUGGCCCUGGUUGUGCUGCUCAAGCAGCUGCUCAGCUCGGCCGUGCAGGACAUGGGCUGUGUACGCGACCGCAGACGAAUCCUGGCCCUGCGCAGUGGGGGAAGCGCUGACCCCUUGCUCCUGCUCGCCGCAGGGCUGGCGCUGGUUGCAGGCGGGGCUGCGCUGCUCGGCCUUGGCCGCAGCGACGCGACGCCUUGCGGCGCUGCGCUCCUGUCCACUGGAGCCGCUGUGGUGCUGAGCGUGGCCGCAUACAGAGCAGUGGUGUACGUACGGGGGCAGAGGACAGGAAGAAGAAGGCGGAGGAGGGUGAGGGUGUAUACCGUGACGGGGCAGAGGGCUCAGCCAUGGAGAGACUCAGCCUCCAGUCAAUCAGGUCUCAUAUAAGGGGAAGGGGAGGAGGUGGUGUCAACAUGAGAUGAGUCAUGCAAAAUAAAGUGAACUGUAAAUUUUGAGUGAUGUUUAAUGUGUGUGUGUGUGUGUGUGUG